Molecule: messenger RNA, 1487 nt
Organism: Gaeumannomyces tritici R3-111a-1
Lineage: Eukaryota; Fungi; Ascomycota; Sordariomycetes; Magnaporthales; Magnaporthaceae
Exons: 4
Coding region: 177-1313 (378 amino acids)
Source: RefSeq, a predicted model, not a curated record
AAACACGACAAUCCCGACUCUUGUGCGGGCUUGCAUGGCGGGCAUGUCGUGUCGACUGCCUUGCUCUGGGAGAGAGAGAGAGAGAGACGUUGAAGAAAUCCUUCAUCCCCACAGCCGAGCCCGGCUUUCGUGAUCCUCACACCCCCCGGCGACUCACCAAAGCUUAAACCGUCACCAUGGUGAACCCAGCCGAAGUUAUGGCCAUCGAAUGGCUGAUGCUCUCGCUCGCCUGGCUGCUGGUCGGGUUGCGGGUCAGCGUGCGCUUCCAGAUGGACAAGACGCGCCUCCUCGUCGUCGUGUCCGACCUCCUCCUGGUCCUGGGGGCGCUGAGCAUACUGGGCCUCGUGAUAUGCGACACUCUCACAUACCGCAUGGGCGCCAUGUCUGACUUUGGAGCAAUCGGGGAGGACUUGGGCAAGAUACGGUUUGCGACAAACUACUUCUUCGACGCGGGCCUGUAUCUGCCCAAGCUCAGCAUGCUGGCCAUCUACUACCAGCUCAUCCCUCCCCACCAAAGGGCCCUGCGCGCCGGCCUGUACGUGGUGACGGCCGUGACGGUCGCCGCCGUCCUGAUCACUGUCUUUACCGACGCCUUUUGGUGCGGGCCCGACCCGUCCGUCAACUGGAAGGUUGGAGAGAACGUCUGCUCGACCUUUACGUCGACCACGCUAAUGGUCAACAAUUGGGCCUUGUGCAUCACCGUUGAAGCUCUGAUAUUCCUCCUACCCAUUCCCCUUCUGCGUCAAGUAAGGUCCCUGGCUAGCAUACAACAAGCCGGCCUGGUCGUGGUCUUCUCGCUCGGCAUCACCACCAUGAUGGUCAGCACGGGCCGCUUCAUCUCCAUGAUGUACACGGGAAACUAUAUUUCCGUCUACAUCUGGGCCACCACCGAGUUCGCCGUGUCCAUCAUGGUCGUGGCCUGCAUGGCGCUGCGGCCCCUGGCGACCAAGACGUGGCGCGCCGCCGCCGGCAAGAUCACCAACCGCAGCGGCGGCAACCGCGACGGCGGCAAUCGCAGCGACGGCGGCAACAAGAAGGGCGGGUCGGCCGGCUCGGCCUCCGCCAGCCGCCGCGGCACGGGGGCCCGCCACCCCCACCACAGCCAGCGCAACCCGUCCAACGCCUGGCAGGCGCCCGAGGGCAGCGAGAUCCAGCUGACCUCCUUCUCCGCCGACGGCGUCAUCAUGGGCAACUCGGUCAGCGUGUCGAGCGCGGGCCGCCGCAAGAGCGGGCCCGAGCCUGCCUUCUCGCACGCCGUCUUUAGAGAGUGGGAGGUCACGGAGCACCCGGCCGGGGCGGCGAACCACGUAUGAGGAGAGGGGAAUUUGCAACGAUAACACGGUUUUUUUUUUCUUCUUCUUCUUCUUUUCAUGGGCCCAGAACCGGCGACGGUUUGUGAGUUUGGUAUCGCGAGCGUGGCGUAUAGGAGUACACGAAUAAACGAAAGUCACGAGGAUCAAGGCCUGUUCAAACUGUAGUUUGGUGGG